CUUCUUUCUUCAUUGUUCUUCAUUUUGAGGUAACAUUCCACGGUUUUGGUACGGUGAUCUCUCCCGCGGAGGUUUCUGAUAUCUUGUUCGGGUGCAAGCUGUUUUAAUUUUGAUGUCGAGGAUUUUGAUGAUUUAGUUACCCACAAUCUAUACAGAGUAGGGGCAAAAAAAAUGUCAGUUGAUAAAGCUAGUGGUUCCGGAAAGACUGUCCCAAAUGAAAAAGGAAAAGCAAAGAUAGAGGAGGUUAGAAAGCUUAUCGGCUCUGCCGCAAGUAACUUCCAACGUGAAUGUUCGGACGAAUCCAUAAUUAUGUAUCUUAGAGCAAAGAAUUGGAAUGCUAAAAGAGCAGCCAAAAUGCUGAAAGAGACCUUGAAGUGGCGAAUGGAGUUCAAACCAGAUAAGAUCAGAUGGGAUGAUGUCGCUCAAGAAGCUGCAACAGGGAAGCUUUACAGAGCCAAUUAUGUCGACAAACACGGAAGGACUGUGAUCAUCAUGAGACCCGGACAACAGCACCCGAGUUCUGUCAAGGAUCAAAUCAAAUGCUUGGUGUAUUGCUUGGAGAAUGCCAUAGAAAAUCUACAAAACGAUCAAGAGCAGAUGGUGUGGUUAAUCGACUUCGAAAAUUGGAACAUGGCUUGCAUAUCCGUCAAGAUAACUCGCGAAACAGCUCGAAUAUUGCAGGAUCAUUACCCCGAGAGGCUUGGCGUCGCAAUCCUUUAUAAUCCUCCUGUUGAUGUAAUUUUUCAACAAAAAUAAAGUAAAAUUCAAAGAUAUAGAAAAUAUCCUUAAACUUGAUUAAUUAGUGCCUGAGAUUAGGAAUCUCUAAACACUGUACGGUACAUAAAAUAAACUGGAAAAUAAAAUACUGAAAUUUAAAGUGGUGAUCCCCAAAUCUGACUUUGCUUUGUUGAAGUUGAUUGAAGAUGCCUUGCCAAAUGAUGAUCCAAAUCCUUAAAUAUUCCCUGGGAAACCGUACUGAAAACCGUCACCCGAACGGUUACAACGUCUCCUUCUCAACCGUCUUCCAACCUUUCUCAUGCUGACACGUGUCCCCAGCAGACCAAAAUUCCCUAUAUUUCACUCCUUGAGCCGACCACAGACCUUCCGCUCUUUUGGCCCGACUUCGUCCUUCGUCCGACCUACUUCUUCGCCCGACCCCACUUGGGCCGACCUCCAUAUCAACCGCCCCCUGUCUUUGAUCAAAGGCCUCCGCGUUUGUCCGACUCCGCCUUCUAUCCGACCUACAGUUUACCCGACCUGCGGAUAUCCCAUCUCGACGACUUUCCGUCUCGAGGACCUCCCGACUUGAAAACCUUCCGACCCAUCGUCUUUCCGUCUUGCGGACCUCCCGACCUGAAGACCUUCCGACUUGAGGUCUUUCCGUCUUGCGGACCUCCCGACCUGAAGACCUUCCGACUUGAGGUCUUUCCAUCUUGAGGGCCUCCCGACCUGAAGACCUUCUGACCUGAGGUCUUUCCGUCCUGAGGACCUACCGUCCUGAGGUCCUUCCGUCCUGAGGACCUACCGACCUGAGAACCUUCCGUCCUGAGGUCUUUCCGUCCUGAG
Molecule: messenger RNA, 1566 nt
Organism: Andrographis paniculata
Lineage: Eukaryota; Viridiplantae; Streptophyta; Magnoliopsida; Lamiales; Acanthaceae
Exons: 5
Coding region: 172-756 (194 amino acids)
Molecular function (GO): phosphatidylinositol transfer activity
Source: RefSeq, a predicted model, not a curated record